Ilyonectria robusta is the source of this 1656-nucleotide messenger RNA. RefSeq lists its product as uncharacterized. The transcript has 4 exons. Gene Ontology annotation, molecular function: fructokinase activity; D-glucose binding; glucokinase activity. NCBI's taxonomy places the organism in Eukaryota, Fungi, Ascomycota, Sordariomycetes, Hypocreales, Nectriaceae. Gene Ontology annotation, cellular component: mitochondrion; cytosol. Bases 1 to 1656 code for a protein of 551 amino acids. The record is from RefSeq and is a predicted model, not a curated record. Gene Ontology annotation, biological process: glycolytic process; glucose 6-phosphate metabolic process; intracellular glucose homeostasis.
AUGGCCCUCGCCGAUGAGACCAACCGGAUCGUCUCCGAGUUCGACUUCACUGACGACGACUUGAACCGCCAUGUGAAUGAGUUCUUGAGCCAGAUGGAUCAGGGCCUGCAGAAGGACGGCACAAGCCUUUCCCAGAUCCCAACCUAUGUCACCGGAGUCCCCAAUGGCACCGAGAAGGGACUGUACCUCGCUGUCGACCUGGGCGGCACUAACUUCCGCGUGUGCUCCGUCAUGCUCAAUGGCGACACCACCUUUAACCUGACUUUCAACAAGGUCGCUAUCCCCAAGGAGCUUAUGGUCGCCAAGACGGCCUCGCAAUUGUUCUCUUUCCUCGCCAAGCAGAUUGAGCUGUUCCUCCGCGAGCACCACGCUGAACGCUUCGAGGAGAGCCACAUUCGCCGCCGCAACACCGUUAGCAACGAGGCGGGAUUUCGCGACGAGUCCAUCUUCCGCCUCGGCUUUACCUUCAGCUUCCCUGUUCAGCAGCUCGCCAUCAACAAGGGCUUGCUAAUUCGGUGGACCAAGGGCUUCGACAUCGAUGACGCCGUCGGCAAAGACGUCUGUGCGCUGCUCCAGAUCGAAAUCGACAAGCUGCAGCUUCCCGUCAAGGUUGCCGCCUUGGUGAACGACACCGUAGGCACGCUCAUGGCGCGCUCAUACACGUCUACCGGCAAGAGCCGAUCCAUUCUCGGCGCCAUCUUCGGCACCGGAACCAACGGCGCAUAUAUGGAGAAGACCAGCAAAAUUAAGAAGCCCAUUCCCGGCGAGUACGACAACUCCACGGGUGAGAUGGUCGUCAACACUGAGUGGGGCUCCUUCGACAACCAGCUCAAUGUUAUGCCUUCAACAUCAUGGGACAAGGCGCUCGACGCUGAGAGUGUGAACCCCGGCUUCCAAAUGUUCGAGAAGCGUGUCUCAGGCAUGUUCCUGGGCGAGAUUGUGCGAUUAGCCGUUGCCGACAUGAUCAGCAAUGAAAAGUCAUCACUCUUCAAGGACGUCAACUCAAGUUCCAAUGAUUGGUCCAGCACGACCAACAUCUCCCCCCAGUCCGGAUUCCUCAAGCCAUGGGGACUGGACAGCGCCAUCAUGUCAGUGGCCGUAUCCGACAACACUCCCGAGCUCUCAACCCUGCGCCAGGAGCUGGAGAACCUACUUCACGUCUACACCCCGUCGCUGGAGGAUGCGCAAGCGUUCAAGUCCGUCGCAUAUGCUGUCGGACGCCGAGCAGCCAGGUUGUCGGCGGUUGCCAUUGGCGCCAUUGCCAUCCAGUCUGGCAAGCUGGACAACCCUGAGGAGGAGGUCAUCGAUAUUGGUGUCGACGGCAGCCUGGUUGAGCACUACCCCUACUUCCGAGAUAUGAUCUACGAUGCUCUCCGGGCCAUUGACGCCAUCGGCCCUAAGGGCGCUGAGAAGAUCCGCAUCGGAAUCGCCAAGGAUGGCAGUGGUGUCGGUGCUGCCUUGAUCGCCCUCAUCGCCGCCAGCAAAGAGACGCCCACUCAGAUUAUCGAGGAUCUGCGGUCUGUAGCUAAAACCUCGCGGAGACCUAGCUCUACAUUCUCUGAAGAUGUCCCCCACGUUUCAUACAAAUCCAUGUUGAUCGGUGGCGUCAUCGGUGCGUUCGCAGUGGCAGCUCUUUGGUGGAUCAAGCGUCGUUAA